Molecule: messenger RNA, 1470 nt
Organism: Aureobasidium uvarum
Lineage: Eukaryota; Fungi; Ascomycota; Dothideomycetes; Dothideales; Saccotheciaceae
Source: the annotation of a GenBank genome assembly
CGCGUCAACCAUAGGAUGGCGCAAGAUGAUGUAAAGCACAACUCGCCGUCAAACUUAUCGCUGGAUCAAGGAUACUCUUCAGGAUCGGACGGCCAACAUAUACAAGAGAAGGAAACAAAGACGAAUUCCACAUGGUCGCGUAUCUACAACAUCAUAACAUACACUCCACCACGAUGUCGCUGGGACCCCGAGAAGCCUCCAGAAUUCAGCAUGGCGUUGAACGUCUUGUUCGGGUUUGCUGGUGCUUUUACAGUCGCCAAUCUCUACUACAGUCAUCCCAUCCUUAACAUUCUGGCGGAGGAAUUCAAUGUGCCUUAUGAGAAGGUGUCGCAGAUCCCGACUGUCAUGCAGGCAGGUUAUGCGGCUGGUCUCUUGUUUUUGUGCCCGUUGGGCGACCUUUUACCACGAAGACCAUUUGUACUGUCACUUGUGUUCUUUACUGCAACUAUGUGGUAUNNGAUCGGGGUCUGUAUAACCAAGGAUUUGGCUGCCUUCACUGCAAUCUCUUUCGUCACGGCUGUCACUACCGUUACACCACAGCUUAUGCUUCCUCUGGUUGGCGAUCUUGCACCUCCCAGUAAAAGGGCGGCAUCUCUGUCGAUCGUCACCUCGGGUCUCCUGUUAGGCAUGCUGAUAGCUCGACUCUUGUCUGGUGUACUUACUAACUAUACCUCAUGGCGCAACAUCUACUGGCUAGCCUUAGGACUUCAGUAUGCCAUCUUUGCCUUGCUCUGGCUCUUCAUGCCAGACUACCCUUCAACCAACCCCAACGGCAUCAAUUACUUCAAGAUUCUCUGGUCGAUCCUCGAGAUGCUCUUCACAGAGCCAGUGCUGGUGCAAGCCUGUUUUGUCACCUUCUUUACAGCGGCAACAUUCACCUGCUUCUGGACGACAUUGACCUUUCUCCUCGCUGGAGCACCAUACAACUAUGACUCAUUGACAAUCGGUCUCUUCUCGCUCAUCGGUAUAGCGAGUAUGUUUAUUGGACCGGUCUGGGCAAAGUAUGUCAUCGAUCGCUUCGUGCCAUUGUUCUCCGUAAUUCUAGGCGAGUGCUGGUGUAUGCUGGGCAUCUGCAUCGGUACUUACACCGGCCGCAUCACGAUCGCUGGGCCAGUCAUCCAAGCUUUCUUCAACGACUUUGGCUUGCAGACAGCCCAGAUCGCCAAUAGAAGCGCCAUUUACAGCAUCGCACCUAAAGCACGCAACCGUGUCAACACGGCUUUCAUGCAAACUUUGGGAGCUGUCAAAGCUGAUGGCAACGUUGUCCGCGACCCCGAAAAGGGCGAAGCGCAACAGGAACGAGUAAACAAAGGCCAUAUACUUGAGAAAGGCAUCGAGAUGCUAGGAGCGGAGGAUGGCGAGAACCCUGUACGAGAGAUGAAAGACCACGAUGACGAAGAAGAAGAAAAGAGCUCCAGCUGUCAGGAUAGUGAUGAGAUCAUGCCUGCACAUGAUAAGCAUAGAGUGUAA